Messenger RNA from Aspergillus novofumigatus IBT 16806, 1739 nucleotides. Its product is annotated as ferric reductase family protein. NCBI's taxonomy places the organism in Eukaryota, Fungi, Ascomycota, Eurotiomycetes, Eurotiales, Aspergillaceae. Gene Ontology annotation, biological process: iron ion transport; intracellular iron ion homeostasis; copper ion import. The transcript is spliced from 5 exons. Gene Ontology annotation, molecular function: ferric-chelate reductase activity. The record is from RefSeq and is a predicted model, not a curated record. Gene Ontology annotation, cellular component: plasma membrane. Bases 6 to 1556 code for a protein of 516 amino acids.
GGAAAAUGAAUCCAUCUCAAUUAUACGCCUGUGCCAUGGGUGGUAUCAUUUUGUGGCUCCUGGUAUCUCGAAUUAUCCGCGUCUGGGCCCAACGGCAACACUGGCCACUGGGCAUUGUCUGGCUGGGUGGAUAUCUCUACCGCAAAAUUAUUUUCUUCGUACUCAGGCACCUCAUUUACCCCCAAGUAUUUCGUACUCGCUCGAGAUGCUGGGUCCUACUCCAAUCUAUCUACUGGGCAGGAACGCUUACCUGCAACUUCAUAAAGACUGAUUCUCUAUCGUCAAUAGCGGCUCGUGCUGGGAACCUUGCUGUUCUUAAUUUUGUUCCUUUGGUGGUUGCCGGCAGACUGAGUCUAGUCUCAGACCUGUUAGGUCUGCCUAUUCGAUCGUAUGUCGGCAUGCAUGGGACACUUGGCAUAAUGACCUGCAUCCAAACAGCCCUACAUACCACCCUCACCAUCCGAAAUCGGGGGUGGUCACCAGAGCACCCUGUCCAGUUCUAUGGAUUAUUGGCACUUUCCGCGUUCUGCUUAUCUAUCGCGCUUUUAAUCAUUCGGGGAUAUCUCUAUGAAAUAUUCAUCAAGAUGCACUAUAUCCUUGCCCUGGCGGCAUUGGUUGCCGUUUGGCGUCACGUACGCCUCCAGAAGGCUUUUGCCCAGAUAUACAUGGUAGUUGGCAGUGGCAUCCUUAUUGGGACCACCCUGCUGCAUUGGGCCAUACUCCUUGUGCGGAAUAUCACACUCAAACAAUUUGGCUCAAGAGCUCAGGUUCACAGGGGUGACGGCUGGGCUCAGGUCGUCAUACCUGUCAAUAGGCCCUUUACCGUCCAUGCUGGUAUGACGGUCUAUAUUUGGAUGCCCGGGGUUAGCCCCUUCUCGAUGUUUUACAGUCAUCCGUUCACAGUGACAUGGUGGGAACUGAACAAACAAGGGAAGGCGACGAGCAUUUCCAUUUUGGUCCAGAAGAAGGACGGGUUUACCCAGAGCCUCGUGGACCAUCCGGGCAGAGAGUUCCUCACAUGGAUUGACGGGCCAUAUGGUGAACGGAUUGAUUUGUCGUCGUACAACAAUGUCCUCCUAGUUGCGUCAGGAAUUGGCAUCGCUGCUCAGAUUCCUUAUAUCCGGGAACUGCUCAACCAUCGCCCGAAACGUAUAUUUGUGGCGUGGGAGCUUGACGAUAAGUCAAACCUCAAUUGGGUCUAUCAGUGGAUGGACCAGCUCCUUUUGCAAGAUCAGGAAUCCUAUAUACUUCGGUUCGGCCUCUAUUUGCCAAGCCGUUCGAAUAACUCUGAACACCCAGAACCGUGGAAUAGUAAACAUGAUCGCAUCUGGAAGCUCUCUGGAGAAAUCGAUCCUUGGAAGGUAGUAUCGACGGAUUUUUGGCGCCAAAGCGGAACCUCUCUGGUAACAGUUUCUGCAAACAAACGUAUCCGAAAGGGAAUAACUGAAGUUAUCCAAAACAAGAUGGAGCAUGUCGUCGAUCUUCUUGAACUGCCUUUCCAACCAGGUAACCCUCAAAUGCACCAACGACAGAAGACGAGUACAGAACGAGUGUGAUUUGAUAUUUUGUCCGUUCGACGAUCGUAUUGGCGCUUUUGAUAGAGAUAGGAAUGCGUGGUGGCUUGUAGCGCUUUUACUGGCACGUCCCGGCUGCAUUGUGGAUUAGGAAGCUGUUGAAGCCAAUUCGUUGCUUUGAGCGAACAGUAACUCGUAUUGGUUAAUAUCAGACGUACUGUUACU